GGAUGAGAUUUUCAAUUAUUUAAAACUUCUCACUAAUUUUCAUGAGAUUUUCAAUAAUUUAGAUACUAAAAAUAAAUUUUAAAAUAAUUUAUCUCAUACACAUAUAAAACAUGUUCUAAAACAAUUUAUUAUGGAUUUUGGACAUCAAUACAAAAUAAAAUUGUAAUCAAUGUAUAUAUGCCAAAAAUCUAAAAAUAGUUAAUUUUAAAACUUGUUUUAUACACAUAUAAAAUAAGUUGUUUUAAAGUAUAUUUUAUCAUAAUAAUAAAAUAAUUUAGUUAUAAUUUUUGACCCAAAAAAAUAUUCCCCUACCAAAUAAUUUUUAAAUAUGUAAUUUUUAUUAUAGCAACAAAAAAAAAUUAUCUGGUGCAUUGAUUCUUUUUCUCUAUUAUAUUGAUUCUACCCUUCUAGAACAUCCCCCACUACUUUUUCUAAUCCAACCCUUUUUUUUAUUUGUUUUUAAUAAUAACGCUUUUCCUUUUCAAGGUGUCAAAUCUAACGUCUCUUACUCUCUUACACUAUUUUUUUUUCAGAGAAAACUUGCGAGAUUUUUUUCUUCUUUCUUUUCCUUGUAACCAAUCAGCUACUGCAACUGCGUUCAUAUAUAUAUAAUUUUUUCUUGGAAAAAGCAUGGAAGUGAUGAAUAUUACUAAUAGAAAUGCUGUGGAUUUGUCUUCCUUCUUUCUAUUCGAAGUCACCGGCGAUUCCGAGUUUUGUUCUAAGUUCGAUUCUGAAGAUACCUCGGUUUCUCUCGAUGAAGACGAUGCUGAAUCGUGCAGUUGGGGUAUAUCAGCCGACGAUGAUCUAUUAUAUGCGUCAAUUGGUUAUGAACAUGAUUCAAUCGGCGAAGAAGAAUUUGUAAUUGAUUAUUUAGAAGAAGAUGAAGAUGAAACGACGUCGGAUCCAGCUUACCGAAAAUGGAGUAGUGGAGAAAUAAAUAAUAUUGUCAAUGUAGAUGCCAGUGUUUGUAAAGAAGAGGGUGGCUCCGGUUUGGGGUGUGUGGUUAGUGAUUGGGGGCCAGGUGAGAGUGGCCACUGCCACGUUAUUGCAGCAAGAUUAUUCUCCUUUAACUGUUGAACUGCUUGUCAUACAUGUUGGGUUACAAUUGAGAAUUCAGCAAAGGUUCGAGAAGUUUUGUAUAGAGUCUGACUGUCUUGAGGUCGUCCAAUUAAUCUAAAGAAAGGAGGAAGCUUGUAGAGAUGUUGACAGAGUUAUUUGUAAUAUACGAAACUUGAUGCUGCAUAAUUCUGUGGUUGGGAUCUCUUUUGUACACCGUGAAGCUAAUGGGAUCUCUUUUGGCCACUGCCACGUUAUUGCAGCAAGAUUAUUCUCCUUUAACUGUUGAACUGCUUGUCAUACAUGCUGGGUUACAAUUGGGAAUUCAGCAAAGGUUCGAGAAGUUUUGUAUAGAGUCUGACUGUCUUGAGGUCGUCCAAUUAAUCUAAAAAAAGGAGGAAGCUUGUAGAGAUGUUGACAGAGUUAUUUGUAAUAUACGAAACUUGAUGCUGCAUAAUUCUGUGGUUGGUAUCUCUUUUGUACACCGUGAAGCUAAUGGGGUAGCUCAUGUGUUAGCAAAUUAAGCUUUGUUAAACAAAGUGAAUGCUUUGUGGAUUGAGAUUAAUACCUCUUGUGUGAAUCUAGCUUUACAGCGGGAUUCGCUAAAUCCUUUGUAAUCCUUCUUGAAUUAAUGAAUUGUAUUUCAAAAAAAAAAAAAACUUAAUCUUUGUGAAGAAAUGUGUGAAACUAUUAGAUUAUGUUUAUGACAAUAGGUAGUUAUUUUUAAUAAUUACUAUUUAUAUAUAAAUAUUUUUUUUAAAAAGAAAUUAUUAAAUAAAUUGUAAUUUUAGUUUUUUAUUGGAUGGUGUAUAAUAUAGUUACAUGGAUUUUGACAAUUUUUUGUUUUUUUUUUUAAAAAAAAAAUAAAAUUGAUAAUUUAGGAGGCCUAAAUUAUAAUUUAAACAAUUAAUUUGGGCAUUUCAAUAUUUAUAUGGGCAUACAAUAAACUAUUUAAAUCAUGAUUCUGACAUUUUAAAUUAUUCUACUCUUAAAAAUUUGUCAAAACUCAUGUACAGUAGAAUCUCUAUUUAAGAAUACUCUAUUCAAGAAUAACUUCUAAUUUGUUAUAAAAAAAUCAAGUCCCAAUUUAGGCCAGUUAUAAAUAAGAAUAACCUCUAAAUUGUAAUUAGUUAUACAUUUUAUAAGUCCCGUAUUAAUAAAGUAUACCUCUAUAUAAGAAUAAUUACAUCUUAAUAAAAUAUAUACAUGUAUUUUGUAAAUUUAUUUAUGUAAAAUUAAUAAUUUUAUUUUAAAUUAUUAUACAUGUAUGAAAUUAUAUUUACUCUAAAAUAUUUCUAUUAUGAUAUAGUAUUAAUGAUUAUUUAUUGUUAUUAUUGUUACAUUGAUAUUUUUUUAGUUUUUUAAUUUUUUUUUCUAGUGUAACUCUAUUUAGUUAUAACCUCUCAAUUAGAAUAUAAUUUACUUGGUCCCAAGUGUAUUCUUGGAUAGAGGUUCUACUGUAUAUUAUAUUAUUUUAAAAAAUAGAAUUAA
Cannabis sativa is the source of this 2547-nucleotide messenger RNA. RefSeq lists its product as uncharacterized. The transcript is spliced from 2 exons. The record is from RefSeq and is a predicted model, not a curated record. The coding region runs from base 631 to 1077 and encodes 148 amino acids. NCBI's taxonomy places the organism in Eukaryota, Viridiplantae, Streptophyta, Magnoliopsida, Rosales, Cannabaceae.